Messenger RNA from Coffea arabica (coffee), 1406 nucleotides. Lineage: Eukaryota; Viridiplantae; Streptophyta; Magnoliopsida; Gentianales; Rubiaceae. The record is from RefSeq and is a predicted model, not a curated record.
AUGGGUGUUCUUUGCCAAACACAUCUAGAACCUGCUCAGAUUGAAAACCUGCAAGCAGAACAUGAGCUGGAUUUUAAUUUCCAAACAAAUGGAGAUCCUGGUCAGGAUGAAACACUACAAAUGGAACAUGAAAUGGGUGUCCCUCACCACAAACAUGGAGAACCUGCUCCGAAACUGAGUGAAAUACUAAAAGCUCUUCUGGAAAAGUACUACUUUCCAAACAGAGAUAAGCAGAAUAUGUAUAAAUUUCCUAUCCAAUACCUGAAGAUAUCUGAGACCUUAGCUGCUAAAUGCUUCAUACCACGUUCACUGAGUUCAAGUUUCAAUGCUGAGAAGCUUGCCACUCUCCAGUCCACAGACGAGACCAGCUCGAGCAAUGCUGAAGCAGUGGCCUGUGCUGCUAAAUCCUUGAAAGAGAUUGCUGAACCUUUUAAUCUGGAAGUUUUAAAGGAUGUGGAAGAGAAAGACCAGAAUGGAGAUACCACAAUCAUCAACUCGUUCCCAAAUCUUUCUGAACAUGCAAGUGAAGUAUCCACCAAGAGAAAAAUGAUGGAGAUUGAUUCAAGCAUUGAGAUAGCACAUGGAAUAGGAAUACAUGAUUCAACAACCAAGGCAGUGAAGAGGAUGUAUACCCCAGACAUUCAGAAGGAAGCAACUGCUAUGAUGAUGGAUACCAGUGCGAAUGCCUUAAGCCACAUAGCCGGUUCAAGCAGUGGAACAGUGGGCUGCAAUCUUUCUGAAGAAACAGGCGGGGCAGUCAUGGUACGGAAUUUCGGAAUUGAAAGCGCUAAGUUGAAGCCAUCUCCAAAUCCCGCCGAGACCACUAUUACAGAAACUGAUAUGAGCAUGUUCCAACUUGCAGAUAUCGAUUCAGUUUACAUAACAGAUCCCGUAAAACAGCAGGCCGAAGAGGUUGAUAUAACCAACUGGAUAGAGACGGAAUUUCCCCCCAUAACGAAGCAAGAAGAUUUGUGGCUUUCUGAUUUCGGAUGGGCAUUUGGGGAACCAUCUUCACAGGGGUCCAAUAGCACGACCAAAGAGGCAACGGAGCCACUGAUCAAGAAAGGCGAAGAGUUGGGUAAUCUCCAGGCCGCUCAGACGAUGCAUGAGGGAAGGAUGGAAGGUUUGGUCAAGGAGGAAAUCGAUCCGGCCUCCAACUUUCAUGCACUGAACGAAUUUGGAGUUAACAAGUCUCUCAAGUUAGUCUCUUGUACUACAUCAGUGGCCACAAUGCACCUCGAGUUUUUGACAAUGGCUCAACUCAGAGCCAUGGCAAAGGCACGCAAGCUCAAAAGAUACUCCAAACUCAACAAAAGAGACUUGAUCAAGCUUCUUGACGAGUCACUUUAGAAAAGGAACAAGUCUGAUAGUGCAAUAUGCUUCCAGUAGCUAUAGAAGUUGCAUGA